This is a messenger RNA of Cladocopium goreaui, 4417 nucleotides long. NCBI's taxonomy places the organism in Eukaryota, Dinophyceae, Suessiales, Symbiodiniaceae. The record is from the annotation of a GenBank genome assembly.
GGACCAGUCUGGCACGAACUUGGGACGUGGAGGUGUUUGCAGCGUACAGCAUGGAACUCGUCAAGCGCAAGUGAUGGUUUUGGCGCCAAACUCUUGGAGUUCCAUAAGCUACAGCUACGGCGCGAGUACUGUGCUGUAUGCUACUGUGGGCGAACGUUCUUCCUUGCUUGCUGUGAAGGGAGGCAGUGGAGUUUCUCCAAGUAGAUAUUCAGCUUCUUGUGCCGGGGGGGCGUUUGUGUUCGAUGAGCUCACUGGAGUUGCUACCUGGGAAGGUCACGAAAUUUUUGCUUUGGAUGUGAAAACCGGUGAUUUGCAAAUGCAGCCAGAGCAAUCGUUGACCAAAACACUGGAUGCGACUGACGUGGAUGCGGUGCGCCGGAAGAUAAAUCUGCAAUGCACCAUUUUUGGUCACUACGAAUGGCUUCCAGCUGGGCAAGGACCCGUGUUGACCCAUUCUUUGCAGUUGGAAUUGAGAGAUCAGACCUGCUGGGCAAAGAAGAGGUUGAGUUUCGCUCACCGUUAUCACAAGGGCUCUAGGUCCAAGAAUGAUUGCCGGUCUUUGUGCCGUGCAGAUGCCACCUGCUCGCACUUUCACCUUCUCAACAAUGAGUGUUACUUUUUCUCGGGUAUUUGCAAGCGCCCUAAUGAUUUCGCUUGCCAGCACAAGGAGCAGUGGGUCUAUGAGCACUAUCCAGGAUGCGGUGAAAGAGGAAGCUGCAUUGACAUCAAGGUGCCAAACUUUCAUUACGUCUCAGGGAAGUAUUGCCCACGCGGCGAAAACGUGGAAGUCGCUGGUCAAGGGCCAGUCUAUUUCAAGCAGGGCCUUACCAAGCAGGAAACAUUCUGGCUACAACGCUAUGACAGUUCUCGCAGUGACAGUGCAUGCGACAGUGGCGACUGGGCUAUUUUGAAGCCUGAUCCUCACAAGGACUAUCAGAACAUGACAAUGGGCUAUGUGGAGCUUCAUGGUUCCAUCGUUGCGUGUUUGAAGUCCUCCAAUUCUGAUUUGCCCAGCGAUGUCUUCAGCAGCACUGAAGUUCACCUCACUGUGAAGAAGCUUUCGGAGACAAGCGCCCGUGCUGUAGUAGCAGCACCUGGUUGUCAGAAACCAAACAUAACCGGCAAGGACAGAACGGAAGCCGAAGAGGAAGAGGAGAUGUCCGUCUUUCCUUUGGUAUUUGAUGACCUCUCGACCGAUCCUGCAGAUGAUCACUGGCUACAUCCAUGUGAAUGUGUCCCUCCGUCGUGGGGUUCGUUGCCUCCAGCAACAGGCGAUAGUGUGGGAGAAAUUCCUCCUGGCAGCAACAAUGAGUUUAUUGUUCCGCCAUUCCAGAUUGUCGAAGGAGAGUUUGUUUGUGCUCAAGAGAAUCUCCUGGAGAUACAGGUGUUGUCAGAGGAGGAAAAUUUGGACAGUAGCGCGUGCAGAACGAAGUGCUUGGCCCAGCAGUGUCCUUACUACUGGGAAGGUGAAGUCAUGUCCUCCAAGCAGUGCCGAAUUUAUCGUGCAUGCGACGAGCUUGUAAGAGAGCUUGGGACAGUUGGCAGCCUGUACGGUAUGAGCUAUAGGAAGUCGUGUCGGAUUGCGGAUCCGCAGAUGUGCUGGCACGUCACAAAGCGCCGGUCCUUUCUGGGUGCUGGCCCUGACACAUAUAGCUGUCUCUUUCAGGACUUGAUUCAGCAAUGUGACCACAAGCUCAUGUUGGGUGGAAUGGGCGUCGGUGUUUGUGGCACAUGCACAUAUGCACCAGUUCAAGGGCGCAGAAUCUACGCCUCCAAUGGAGAGUGUGUGGACUAUGAUCCUGGAAAUCAGAACGUGAAAGUACAUCCUUGUCAUUUAGACAAGAACCAGAAGUGGUAUUUUGAUGGAGAGCUCCUGAAGACCGACUACAGCGACUCCUGCAUGGACUACAAUCCGAGUACUGGAGAAGUCUACAUGCAUUCUUGCCAUGGCGCUCAAAAUCAACUCUGGUACUUCGACGGCGCUCUUCUGAGAAGUAGAUGGGACAACAAGUGCUUAGACUUUCAGCCAAUGUCCAAAAAUAUUUACUUGGGCAACUGCCCUGGCAGCAACACUCAACACUGGACUUGGAUACAGGCGGUACACGGUGGGCAACGACUUCAUACGGACCACGACCAUGGUAGAUGCCUCCGCAAAGAGUCUGAUGGGAAUUUGAAGAUGGCAACCUGUGACGUGUCCAUGGAGAGCCGUUUUUAUUUUUCAGGUGAAGAGUUGAAAUCAGAAUCGGAUGGUGGACAAUGUGUGGAUUACCACCCGACUGUGAGCAACAUGUACAUGCACAGCUGUCACAGCGGCAACAACCAGAAGUACUACUGGGACGGGCAAUACUUGAAGAGCAGGCACGAUGACCGAUGUGUGGAUUGGAGCCCACACACUGGUAACGUGUACAUGGGCAACUGUCCCAAUUCCCCAUCUAGGAGGUGGAGUAUGCACGACAUCCCAGCGCCGCUACCUCACGCCAUGAUCUCGAACAUGCACGACGGCUUGUGUUGGGAUCAAAACUUGGACGGCACAAAGAAUGUGUAUUUGCACAGCUGCGCAGAUGGUUCAAAUCAGAGAUGGUAUUUUGACGGAGAACAGAUCAAGCUUGAACUUUCUGGUGAAUGCUUGGACGAAACUGGCGAUGGCAGCGGCAACUUGUACGUCCACCCAUGCCACAACGGGGACAAUCAGCGUUUCUACUGGGAUGGCCAUCGCCUGCACAAUCGCAAGUGGGGGUCAGCUAAAUGUGUGGACUACAAUGCUGGCGACGGCAAGAACCUUUACAUGUACCAGUGCCACAGCGGUGCAAAUCAGCACUUCAACUGGAAGAUUGCGCUGCGAAUAAAGAGCAGAAAGGAUCCUUCGAUGUGUUUGGACAUGAACCCUGCAACCAAUCAUGUCCAGAUGCACACUUGUCAUCAUCAUAAGAACCAGUUGUUCUGGUUUGACGGGGCUGUUUUGAAAACGGACUACGACCACAGCCUGUGUCUGGACUAUCACCCCAGCACUUCAGAUUUAUACUUUCAUGCUUGCCAUAGUGGCGACAAUCAAAAAUUUGUAUGGUCUGGUGAGCAGAUAAAGGUAGUACACGACAUGUCCAAAUGUUGGUACUGGCAGUCCAGUGACAACAACGUUUUCGGUGCUGACUGCUCUUCUAAUGACGACCAAAAGUUCUUUUUCGAUACGCCAUAUCACAAGGGGAAGAGGUUGCAAUCUGAAGCAAGUUCUGAUUGCAUGGAUGCACACAGUGGAAACGCCUACACUGUAGGUUGUCAUGAUGGCAGCUGGCAGCGAUGGUAUUUUGAGGGCGAGCAGAUAAAAGUGGAGGGAAAUGCCAACAAGUGCUUGGAUUACAACCUGGGAGCAGGACAGACUGAAAACGGCAAUGUCUAUCUACAUGACUGCCACUCAGGAUCAAACCAGAAAUGGUACUGGGAUGGAAAGCUCCUGAAGAGCAGGAAUGACAAUCGGUGCUUGGACGUGAACCCUGGUGACAACAAUGUCUUUGUUGGUAGUUGCCCAAACGACAACACACAGCAUUGGACUCAUAGAAGCGACUUGCACAACAGUAGGCAGUUGACAGUCGGCGGUGGCAAGUGUUUGCAAGAUACUGGAAGCAACGUCGAAGCGACGGGAUGUGGGAACACAGCUGGCCUCAUGUGGUACUUCGAUGGUGAGCUGCUGAAAACAGAAGCCAACAACAAAUGUUUGGACGUCAACAUGGGCGAUGGCAAUCUCUACAUGCACAACUGUCACAGUGGAAGCAACCAGAAGUUCUAUUUCGAUGGGAACCUUAUCAAGACGCGCCAGGAGGACCUGUGCCUGGACUACCAAGUCAUCAGUGGAAAUGUGUAUGCUGGCAGUUGUCCACACCAUCAGAUGUCCCAGUAUCAGAUGGAAAGUGGUGCUAUGCUGAACAAGCACCCGUUGCCAGAGGAGUUUGCGCAUGGUCAAAGUCUCCGCGUUGCUUGCUGGUCGGAACGCUUUAAGUCUCCACAGACUGAAACACUGUCGUGUGUGGCUGGCCGCUGGGUAAAUUCUCGCGGCAAAAGAGGUUUGGACGGCUUCAGUUGUGCAGCUUGCGUCCAGGUCGUGACUCCUAAGUAUGCGGCUUUUGAUGCCCAGAUACGACAGGAGCUCUUCUUCGUCAGUGGCUUGCAGUUGCAGUUGACUGUGGACACACGCACACCCCAAUCCGUGACCGCCAACGGCAAUUUGCGCGCAGGCGGCAACAAAGAUAUUUUCGUUGCGGAACUCUUGCCUGACGCUGAAGAGACCUUGAGACGUUACCGUUCCAUCACCACUGCAGGCAAGCACAGAUACGGAUUUGGGAUAUUUCUUGAUGGCCGUGAUUGGAUUUGUGAGCGGGAGUUUUUCAACUUGUCACAAGCUGUAGGCAGCAAAUUUGUUUGCUGA